AAAGAAAAACCUAAGCGGGACCCCAAAAGGUCGGUGUUGAAAAAACAAAAAAAAAACUGCAUACGACUUGCAGUAUUGUGGAAAUAUGGACUUCUUCAGUAAUUUUCACAGCCCUGUGAGCGUCGUGAGAGUGUGUGUGGGACAAGUGUAAGAUCUGCGUUAGGCUGUCACCGUCACCGUCACCGUCACCCAGGUGAAACAUUGCCAAAUCCUUUGACAGAUUUCUAUUUGCCACUUAUUUUGCAUUUGGCAUUUCGUGAGUGUCAAUCGAGUGAAAGUAAACAAUGAAGCGCACCCAAAUGGAUAGGCGAUCCAAUAUCACAAAACUAAUAACGGUAGAUGCAAUGCGAUGCCUGCUACUGAUCAUGAUGGUAAUACUACCGGAGGCCACGGCCGGAUUCGGCUUCGACUCGGCCAAUUCGUGCAGUCCGAAUGGCAAGAUGUCCCGCCGCGGUCGAGCCCAGAUGCUGGCUUCCAUUCCCUGUGAUCUUGGGAAGCAGGCAUUUUGUCACCUGCCUGGAGCAGCUUAUCCCUGGCAUGCCGUCCGGAGAUUCGUGCACGAAAACCAGGGAUUGAUGAAGCGAAUGUAUGGAGAUGUGAGGCACAUUUCCAUUCUGCGGGAUGAGAUCCAGAACAACGAGGUGGACGAGGACGACAUGGAGGAGACAGCGGAGAGAUACAGCAAGGAUGGAGGACGGCGUAGUGCCAAGUAUCUGAUGCAUGGCAGGGAACGCGAUCGUGAUCGUGAGGAUUUCGGUAGCUUCAAGGGAAACGAUGUGCUAAUGGAGCCACAUUUUCGUCCGGUUUCCACCAGUACCAGCAGUACUACCACAACUACCAAAGCAACCACCACAACAGCAGCUCCCAUCACCACCAGCUCCACCACAGACAAAGCACAGUCUGAGUCUUCAACAACUCCUGAGAAUAAUUCCACAUCUAGCACCACUAGUGCUCCAGCACCUUCUUCAAAAGAAGCUGAAAUAGAGCCGGAAAUAGUGGAGAUCCAGCCCAGUCUGGAAUCUAAUAGUGUCUAUGAGGUGGUGCCGUCUCCGGCUCCUUCAACAGCUAGCACCACUACGACUGGAGCACCUUCAUCGUCGGUGGGCGGAAACAUAGAAAUCAUUGAAUCACCACAGUUGGGGCUAAGGAAUCUUAGCUUGGAGGUGAAACCAUCACAAGAACCCACCACUGCUGCUCCCCUGAAACCCACUUCGAAGGGCUCCACCAAUCUUCCCUUAAGAAAAAGAAAACCAGCAGAAGCAUCCACAACGGUGGCCACUCCCAAAGCGGCAACCACAACUGCAGCACCACCCCCAACCACAGGCACCUUGCUGAGCCGUCGAAAUGUGACCAAGUCCUCCCCAUCACCGCCAGGAUCCUUCACUACUCCGGUGACCUUUGCCUCGCUGUUCUCUUCUGGACAGUUCAGUGUCGAAAAGCUGCGCAGGCCAUUGACCACCAGUAGCACCACAGUGCCAGCGCCGGCUUCGGUUGGAGCUGCCCAAUCUGUAGGGGGAGGAGGGUCCAAGCCGGGACUGCUGCGAGAAGGUCAACUAUUCCAAGAUGCCAUGAAACAGGAACCAGUCGCUGUGGCAAGCAACCUGCGGGGAGUAAAUGCCUGCCCCGUCAAGGACGAGGUAGUGGCUCCUUUUUGGGCCAACAAUACCCGCGGGGAGGUCCUAGCCCUUCUCAACCUUUAUCCCUUUGAACAGUACGUCCACUGGGAGAAGUGCACCCACGAGUUCAAGCAAAUGUUCUGCCGGGAUGGCUGCCGUUGUGAGCAGCAGUACCGGCUCCACCGACUCCUGGCCUACGAUCCGCACAACGAGUGCCGUGGCAUCUUCUCCGACUGGUUCCGCUUCCCGUCCAGCUGCAUCUGCAAGUGCUACAACAUCCCAAUGGAGUUCCGGGCCACCUCGAGGAGUCCACGAUCCGACAGCAGCUUCGAUGCGCCCAGAUCCGAUCCGAUUGAGGCAGCCGAGGCCGAGGUCCAAAAAGCCAUCUACGAGCAUGCCACCGAGGAGUGGUAUCGCCCCCGGGACGAGUUUGAUUUCUUGGAGGGUUAAUACUUAAAAAUUUUAAUCGAUUGUACAGUAAAAUAGCAGAAAUAGUAGUUAAGCUACAGACACUUUCUUCAAUCACAUCUCUCAUCUGUCUUCUAGUCUAAAACAGAACAAUAUUUUCUAAAAGCUUAUUUAAUCUUUUUUUUUUAGUUUUUAG
Messenger RNA from Drosophila bipectinata, 2220 nucleotides. The record is from RefSeq and is a predicted model, not a curated record. Lineage: Eukaryota; Metazoa; Arthropoda; Insecta; Diptera; Drosophilidae.